Suillus plorans is the source of this 1294-nucleotide messenger RNA. RefSeq lists its product as uncharacterized. The record is from RefSeq and is a predicted model, not a curated record. The coding region runs from base 74 to 1276 and encodes 400 amino acids. The transcript is spliced from 3 exons. NCBI's taxonomy places the organism in Eukaryota, Fungi, Basidiomycota, Agaricomycetes, Boletales, Suillaceae.
GUAUAAAGUAGUAUACUCACCCUCAUAUGAAAUCACCUUGGAAAGAGUACUCUAGUGUCUCACAGACUCAGUCAUGAUAAGCACACCGAACGUUACAGGAAUCGCAGUUAUCACAGUUGCUCUUGCUGUCGUAUGUUACGGCAAGGGUGUUUAUCCACGCAGCUUUUGGAAGUUCCUGCGACAGAAAACAGCCCUUGUGGCUGGCAGAGGACUACCAGACUUUGCUCGGUUGACAGGCUUCCCUCAUCCAAAGCCAGUACACGAUUUUAACAUUGCUCACGCUCGUCCUCGUCCAUACCGGCCUUUCAGAUGGGAAUACCACCAGAACAUGUCCCUCAAGAAGUUGGAACCAGACUAUUGGCUGGAGCUAGAGAGCACAUAUCGCGAUCGCAUUAAGCAACGGCGACAAAUCUAUGCCCUCCAUGGCAAAUGCGUCAUAGAUGAGCUGCCCGGUAGCGAAGCAGCUUCAAAGGAGUUGAUGCAAAUGGUUAUUCAGUACCUCUGCAUGAGGUACCCCCAACAGUUUGAGUUUGAUGAGUGGACUUUGACGUUCCGCAACCACAUCAUCGGCUCGACGGCUGACAUUUCAACGGUGCAUCCACUGGUUUUCUUACUUGAGAAUGUCCCGGAGGACUUCCUCAUCACCCAGGAAGACCCCGAUACUGGGCUCUACACCUUACGAGCUGCCGUCUCAACAUCAGCAGUUGGCUGGAAUAUUGGUCAGAAGAUGGGCAAACCACUGCAUGAAAUUCAUGGCCCAGUUCCCGAUUAUAAGGAGAAGAUGGCGUUCUCAAUGGACAGGUACUUUUCUAAGAUGCCUUGUGACAAGCCCAUUCAGCGAGCGUCAUGGGGCCUUGAAGUCGGGGAGCCUCUCUAUCUCCAGACGGAUGAACCAGAGUGGAGUCAUCGUCACCAUCAGAAUCCAGACCUCCCUCUCACCGACAUUCACAUGCGAGUCGAUUGGCAAACAUUACGCCGCCUGCCAAAUUCCCGCGCCAUCGUGUUCAACUUCAAGGCCUUAUUCACGCCGGUGACAGAUUUCCGCGAGGAACCAUUCAUUCCAAAGUUGCUUUUGAAGAUUUUGCUCGAAGGCAAGAAGCCUAUCAUGGAGUACAAAGGAACAUGGUCCGUCGAGCACAAAGUUAUACCUGCAUUACGAGAGUGGGCAAAGGAGCAAGAGGACAAGGGAUGGGUCCCAAAAGAUUGGCAGGAGAGGACAUUGAACGAGGACCCCUUUUAUCCCGGGUGGGAGAAGCAUUACCCGAUUCCUACCUAACAGCCGCAGAUCAGAUCG